AUGGAUAACUUCAAGAACCUCAACUUGGGGCAGACCUUCAGCGGGUUUGGGAGUACCGUUGGCUCCUUGGGGUCGCAGUUCACCCCAUUUGCCUCCCGUACCUUCCAGUCGACCAAGGAGAUGCUGGGUCAGACAGAAGAUAAGACCCAGCUCCCGCCCGACUACAUCGACCUCGAGAAGCGUGUCGACGCCCUGAAGCAGGUCCACCAGAAGAUGCUGGCUGUGACCAACCAGUACUCGAAGGAGGCCUACGACUACCCCGCCAACAUCAGCGAGACCUUCAACGAUCUUGGCCGCACCGUCAGCGAAAAGGUCUCCCUCCUAUCUUCGGCCUCGUCACCCGCCGAGGCCCAGGCCGCCCUGACCGCCCCCCCUUCCGCGAAGCCUCAGCCCAAGACGUUUGCCCACGCCAUUGCCCGCGCCUCCCUGGCUAGCAGCCAGCUCUUGCAUCAGCAGCACACUGGGACUGGCGAUGACCCACUUGCAGCCGCCCUCGAGAAGUUUGCCCUGGCCGAGGAGCGAGUCGGCGAGGCCAGACUUGCCCAGGAUGCCCAGAUCCAAAGCCGGUUCCUGGCGGGAUGGAACACCACCCUGAACACCAACAUCAUGUUCGCGACGCGGGCGCGCAAGGGCGUCGAGAAGUCGCGUCUGACUCUGGAUGCAGCCAAGGCCAAGGCCAAGGGAAACACAUGGAAGAUCCCCGUGCCGGCCGUCGCUGCCGCCCAAAGUCCCAGGGCUGACUCCCACGAGGAAGCCGAGAUCAGCCCCGAGGCUCAGGAGGAGAUCGAGAAGGCCGAGGACGAGUUUGUUACACAGACCGAGGAGGCUGUCGGUGUGAUGAAGAACGUCCUCGACACACCUGAGCCGCUCCGCAACCUUGCUGAGCUCAUUGCCGCACAGAUGGAGUACCACAAGAAGGCGUACGAGAUCCUCAGCGAGCUUGCACCCACCAUCGAAGGAUUGCAGGUCGAGCAGGAGGCUAGCUACCGCAAGAGCCGUGAAAGCACAUCCUAG
Messenger RNA from Diaporthe batatas, 1014 nucleotides. RefSeq lists its product as uncharacterized. The record is from RefSeq and is a predicted model, not a curated record. Lineage: Eukaryota; Fungi; Ascomycota; Sordariomycetes; Diaporthales; Diaporthaceae. The coding region runs from base 1 to 1014 and encodes 337 amino acids. The transcript has 6 exons.